Molecule: messenger RNA, 2260 nt
Organism: Otolemur garnettii (small-eared galago)
Lineage: Eukaryota; Metazoa; Chordata; Mammalia; Primates; Galagidae
Product: bile acid-CoA:amino acid N-acyltransferase
Exons: 4
Coding region: 180-1442 (420 amino acids)
Biological process (GO): acyl-CoA metabolic process; fatty acid metabolic process
Cellular component (GO): peroxisome
Molecular function (GO): fatty acyl-CoA hydrolase activity
Source: RefSeq, a predicted model, not a curated record
GUGCAUGAUAAGCUAGUGCUUGACUAAAGUUUGACUACAAAAGAUAUAUUUGAGGUUUUGGCCUUCUGAACAACUUGGCAUAGUGUCUUUCCCUUUGCUGCUGAAAAAGAAGAUUCAAAAGGAAAAAGGCUUUGCUGCAGAUAUUCCUGAAGAAUUAUCCACAGUGCUACCCUGCAAAGAUGGUUCAGCUGACAGCUACCCCUGUGAUUGCCCUUGUUGAUGAGCCAGUGCAUAUCCGAGCUACAGGCCUGACCCCCUUUCAGAUAGUGACUCUUCAUGCAUCACUGAAAGAUGAAAAGGGGAACAUGUUUUAUUCUCGAGCCUACUAUAGGGCCAAUGAAGUUGGUGAAGUGGACCUAGAACGCGAUUCUUCCCUAGGAGGGGAUUAUACGGGCGUCCAUCCCAUGGGCCUCAUCUGGUCCCUGAAACCUGAAAAGUUGUUAACUAGACUAUUGAAAACAGAUGUGAUGAAUAGCCCCUUUCAGGUCCAAGUAAAACUUCAUGAAUUAGAUUUCCUACUGAACAAUAAACCUAUAAGUGCUCCAAAGGCAAGCCUGACUUUGGAGAGGUGGUACGUGGCACCUGGUGUCACACGGAUCCGGGUCCGAGAAGGCCGCCUUCGAGGAGCCCUCUUUCUCCCUCCAGGAGAGGGACGUUUCCCGGGGGUGAUUGACUUGUUUGGUGGUAUAGGUGGGCUGCUUGAAUUUCGGGCGGGUCUCUUAGCCAGUCGUGGCUUUGUCUCCUUGGCCUUGGCUUAUUGUGACUAUGACGAUCUGCCACCUCAACCAGAGAUAACAGAUUUGGAGUAUUUUGAGGAAGCUGCCAACUUUCUCCUGAGACACCCUAAGGUCCAUGGCCCAGGGAUUGGGGUAGUCUCUACCUGCAAAGGAGCUGAGAUUGGACUCUCUAUGGGUAUUCACCUAAAACAAAUCACAGCCACCGUACUUAUUAAUGGAACCCCCUUUGUUUUUGAAGUUCCACAGGUUUAUCGUGGUCAGAUUUAUCCACCUGUUCCCCCCUCUAUACAAUUAGUAGCUAUCAAUACCUUGGGGUUAACAGAGUUCUAUCGCAUGUUUGAGGAAACUCAAAUUAUAGCCAGUCAGAGUUUUCUUCCCAUUGAAAAAGCCCAUGGACAUUUCCUCUUCAUUGUAGGAGAAGCAGAUAAGAAUGUCAACAGCAAAAGGCAUGCGGAGCUAGCCACAGACCGGCUGAGGAGGAACGGGAAGAGCAACUGGACCUUGCUAUCUUACCCUGGGGCAGGCCACCUGAUAGAGCCUCCUUACUCUCCGCUGUGCCCUGCCUCAGGGCUCAGGGCCUUGUCCUCAUCCGUACACUGGGGAGGAGAGGUGAUCCCACACGCAGCCGCACAGGAGCAUUCUUGGAAGGAGAUCCAGAAAUUUCUCAGGAAGCAUCUCAUUUCAACUGUAACCAGUCAACUCUGAGAAGACUAGAAUCCUAAGAAAUAGAGAAGUUAAGCUCUUUACCAGCACCUCUUGAUUUUCGUGGAAGAAUGUGGGGUGGGUUUUUUUUUUCCUCUCACAUUUAGUGUUAAUUUGAAUGGUAAAACUGGCACAAGGGUAAAAACUUGAUAGCUUACUUAUACCACAGAGCAAGCUAAUUAAAUUGGACAUGGGGAAUAAAUUUAAAAAAUAAUUUUACUUCGUAUGUCCAUGACUUUUAUUCUGAUUAGGCCUUUCAAAUAGGACUGAGAUAUAGCACAUUGGCAAAAAUUUGGAAAGGCAAAUAGGAAUAGUGCCAAAGUAACAGAUACCACAAAAAUAUCAUGUCAGCAAAGCCUCAUAUAGUAACCCAUUGUCAGAUUAGAGCAGCAGAAGAAAGUUCCUUCUGAAUCAUAAUCAUUUUAGCCGUAUCUGCCAACUUCACCAUGGUAACUUUACAACAUCAUUCCUCAUUUGUGCAGUAGUAAAAUUCCAUCAGAAGGGAAAGGGUGGAUUGAGGAAGUCAAUUCAUUCCAACAAAUUACCUCUUGAAUUCUAACAAGUGAACGCAUCAGCACAAAGUUAAGAAAUAAUACCCAAAGCUAGAAGAUAAUUGGUUUAAGUUAUGCAGCAAAUUAAAAUGAGAAGUACUAGAAAAUAGAACCAAUGGAGUUCCCAAAUCUUCUCAUUCAUUUAAAAAAUUAAAUUAAAUGUAAAAAUAGGAGCAAAACUCUACCAAUGCAUACUAGUCUGAAUGGGUUGAUGGACAGGAUAAUUGGGUCAGCUGGCACCGUACUCAAUAAAUGGAUUUUCUUCUUUCA